This is a messenger RNA of Plutella xylostella (diamondback moth), 2611 nucleotides long. Lineage: Eukaryota; Metazoa; Arthropoda; Insecta; Lepidoptera; Plutellidae. The record is from RefSeq and is a predicted model, not a curated record.
AUGGAUCAUCUGAUUCCAACUGAUAAUAAAGCAGCAAUGCUUCUCAAUGAUGAGUUGAGUUUUGCAAGAGACAUAAAACAUCUGGACAGUAAUGACAUUGAAAUAGUCAGAGUGAAAUCGGAACAGAUGAAAAUGGAACAAGAUGCUACUCAUAGUGAAGAACAUUGUGAUGGAGAAACAUACACAUUAGCUUGCCAUGAUGGAAGGACAUAUUACAACAAAAUGGAUGACUGUUUUGAUGUCAAGGAGGAGUGUCUUGAACCAGGCCAUCACAGCACCUCGAACAGUAGUUGCAAUUUGAAUAAAAAACCUGGCCAAUCAACUACAACUUUGAACAAAGAUGGCGGUCUUGUAGAACACAGAUUAACACAGAUUAAAAACGACACUUUGCUCUGUGAUCACUGCAACCGCCUUUUUUCUACUAAAACUGUGUUAGCCGAUCAUGUCAGGAGUUGCAAUGUUUACCCACACGAAAAAGUCUACUCGUAUGUAAGUUCGAGAAAAUCUUAUACUCGGAGGAAGAAGGUUAAUGUACAUCGGUGCGCGGUUUGCGAGAAACAAUUCGCACAACAGUGCAAUUUGAAGAUACAUAUGCGAACACAUACAGGAGAGAGGCCGUACGCGUGCAAUAUAUGCGACGCCAGAUUCACCCAAGCAGUCAUCCUGAGACACCAUGUCCAAUCGCAUUCAGAUGAUAGACCGUAUCAGUGUGAAGUUUGCGAGAAAAAAUAUAAAGUAAAAAAAUAUUUUCUUGCGCAUUUAAAAAUACAUGCAGGCGGCGUGAAACCAAAAUAUCAAUGUGAUUAUUGCAACAAGUGGUUUUCGCGGCGAUCGUAUUUACGUCGACAUACAAACCUGCACACCGGGAAGAAUCUUCUAGAAUGCAAUGUUUGUCACAAAAAGUUUGUGCAUCUGCGUUUAUUCAAAAUCCAUGUGAUGUCACACGAGAAGAAGCCUUACGAAUGUGAUGUGUGUAAUGUUAAAUUUAUUCACAAGAACAGUUUCACAAAGCACAAAACGAUACACUUCUUGCGGGAUUCAGUCAAAUAUUUAUGUGACCAUUGCGACUUGACGUUUGAAUGUAAGUUAGCACUUUGUCGCCAUAUACAUGAUCUCAACAUUUAUCCACAUAUCAAAUUACCCUUAGAGUCGCCGAAGCCUCGGAUUCGCCUAUUGGACCCGCCCAGUACGCGCUGCAAGGGAGAUCCGUACGAGUGUGCUGUUUGCAACAAAAAGUUUUCCAAUCGAAAGGAUUUUACGAGGCAUGUACGCGACACACACAUGGGGGAAAAGCCGUUCACUUGCACUAUUUGUAAAAAACCGUUUGCCCGAAAACACUACCUAAAGCAUCACAUGAGAGUGCACAGUCGCGGGAACCGGUACGAGUGUAGUGUUUGCGACAAAGCAUACACAACAAAAAAGGGUUUGACAGAUCACUUGCCGUCGCACACCGAGAAGCGACAUCGGUGCGAUGUUUGUCACAAGAAGUUCUUACUCGUCAGUACUCUCAACAAGCACAUCCUCACACACAGAAACGAUACGGACGACACGCUCAGGUGCAAUCAUUGCGGACAUAAAUUCAAGUCUAAAUCUAAAUUGAGAAAUCAUAUUAUGAAAUUCAAUGUUUAUCCGCACGCUAAGCGCGGAGAAUCAAAGACUCUAGUUCCUAGUCAUGUCGUUGAAGAUCUCAUCAAGAACGCAAUGAUCAAGAAAGAGAGUCCUCCAAUGACAAGUACUGAACGUCUAGAAACCGAGCGUAGAGUCAAAACUGAAGGUAUGGAAGAAAUACAUCAACAAGCUGUGUGUAUUAAAACUGAACAUUCUGAUGAAAAUACUGGAAUAAAACUAGAACCAAGUGCCUUAUUGACCCCAAAUAGUAUGACAGCAAAAUCAACCACGAAAAAUGAGAAGGAAUGCCCUAUCUGCUUCAAAGUAAUGUCGCACAAAUACAGCCUCAAUAUUCACAUGAAAAUCCACACUGGCGAGAGAUCAUUCGCAUGUACUGUUUGCGACAAGAGAUUUCAACUGCGCAAGACUCUGCAAAUCCACAUGAGAACGCACACUGGUGAGAAACCAUACCAGUGCCAUGUUUGCAAGAAACGAUUUUCGACUUUAUCGCCGCUGAAUACGCACUUAAUAUUGCAUACGGGCGCCAAGCCUUUUCAGUGCGAUGUGUGCGAAAAACGAUUCGCUUCGAAAUCCAAUUUGACAAACCACGUAAUAUCGCACAGAAAGGACAAGAUGUUUAAAUGUAAUGUGUGUAGUAAAGGAUUCGCUCGCGCAUCCAGUCUGAAGCAGCACAUGAGACGUCAUCUCGGUGACAGACGGUACGCUUGCAAUUUGUGCGAUUGUAAAUAUGUAAAUAAUACACAUCUGAAGCGCCACUUGCUGACACACGGUGUCCGUGAGAAGCGACACGCUUGUAAUGUGUGCGACAGAAAAUAUUUAACGACAAAUCAUUUAAAACGACACUUGCUAACCCACGAAUAGUAUAGUUAGUACUAGUAAUACCUAAACAGUUUUUUUCAUAUUUGGCAUAAAAGGUAAACAAUCGUAGUGCGUCUUUUUUAAUCAAAAUAUAAUCAAAUAAAUAACCUAGAGAUAAAAUAAA